UGCACGUGGUUAUUUGCGCCAAUGGCGCCUAUUCAUUUCGUUGUACACGUGCUUUGAAACUGUUUUACACGAAAUGGAAAGCGAAGCAAAGGACAACUGCUAUAUGAAACCGCUUGAGUUGCUCUGUGGCCGUGAUCUAGUGAAAAUAUGCGCUCCGAUGGUGCGUUAUUCGAAGCUGCCGUUUCGCAUGCUCGUCAGAAAAUAUGCCGUCGAUGUGGCAUACACACCCAUGAUCAUGUCUGACUCGUUUGUAAAGUCGCAGAAGGCUCGAGAUGCCGAAUUCACUACCGGACCCGGAGAUCGACCUCUAGUUGUGCAGUUUGCAGCAAACAAUGCCAUUGAUUUAGCCAAUGCAUCCGAGCUAAUUUUCAAGCAUGCUGAUGGUGUGGACCUUAACUGUGGCUGCCCACAACGAUGGGCCAUGGCAGAAGGCUACGGGGCAUGUCUCAUAGAGAAACCCGAACUAGUCCGCGACUUAAUUCACCAGACAAGAAAUCGGAUAGCGGACCCGGACUUCACAGUGUCGAUGAAGAUCCGCAUCCACAAAGACAUACGGAGAACGGUAGACCUGUGCAGAAAAGUCGAGUCGUGCGGUCUUUCUUUUCUGACGGUUCAUGGGCGAACAAAGGAGCAGCGAUCUGAGCCUGUGGAUCUGGAAGCCAUCAGAAUCAUCAAAGAGAGCCUAGAUAUUCCAGUUGUUGCAAACGGAGACGUCAACUCGGUAGAACGUGCUCAAGAGGUAGCGAGGAUUACGGGUGUUGAUGGUGUCAUGGCUGCGCGGAGUCUUCUGGAAAAUCCGGCGAUGUUUAGCGGAGCGAAAUUUACUCCAGCAUGUUGUGUCCAGGACUGGCUCGACCUGUCAGCAUCGCUGGGUUGCCACUUCACACCGUUUCAUCACCACCUUAUGUUCAUGCUUGAUCAUGCACUACCUCGGACAGAAAAACGUAUCUUCAAUGUGCUCAGCAGCACUUCUGCUGUUUUGGACUAUCUUCAUAGUGUGUACAGCUUCCAGAGUUCUAGUGACAUAGUGCAUAAAUUUUGGACAUUAGAUUGUGGAGGUGAUGGAAACUAGUUGAGUAAAGGUGUAUACAAUUU
Messenger RNA from Ornithodoros turicata, 1095 nucleotides. RefSeq names its product tRNA-dihydrouridine(20a/20b) synthase [NAD(P)+]-like (gene Dus4). The coding region runs from base 74 to 1072 and encodes 332 amino acids. The transcript has 7 exons. Gene Ontology annotation, biological process: tRNA processing. NCBI's taxonomy places the organism in Eukaryota, Metazoa, Arthropoda, Arachnida, Ixodida, Argasidae. Gene Ontology annotation, molecular function: tRNA dihydrouridine synthase activity; flavin adenine dinucleotide binding. The record is from RefSeq and is a predicted model, not a curated record.